CAGUUGCCAUUCACCACGAAUAACAGUUACGUUUCUUUGCCGAUUGUAAAUAAGUCUGCGGGAAAUGUUAUAACUAUGCUGCGCAACGGCCAGAAUCAAGCGCAAUUGCUGGCCCGGAGCCUUGGACAGCUGGCGCGGGGAAUGGCCAGUUCGAAACGGGUCAGCAGUAAGAAGCAGGAUCUGAAGCCGAAACUGCCAAAGCCACCGACAGUCGAGAUGCCGAUGGAAGAGCCACUGAAUGCGAACUAUUUGUCCAAAACUCUGGGCAGUUCAUAUCGGGUUUGGGCGGCAGCCUUAGAGAAGCACCCAGAGCUCAAGACGUUGAAGCGCAAGGACUUGCUAAACUCCUACGACACUUUGAAAUCACUGGACUAUAGUGUGGACGACAUCAUAGCGAAGCCCAUGAUCAUCUAUUAUGGUGCGACCACUUUGGCCAAUCGCCACAGCGUCUUGCAGGAGUGCGGCUUCCACAACGUGACUGUCCAAACGCUGGCCAAGUAUGUGACCGUGGUCAACAAGCCGAUAGAAGUCCUGAAGUCACAUAGUUACAUCCCCUUCGAUUUGAAGGUGGCGGAGCGUCUGGCGGGAUAUUUUAAGAACAUCAAGCUGCCGGUGGAUUUACGGGAGCUGGAGAGUGAGACACUCACACUGAAGAGCUUGAGACAAUCUCUGCUCAACGCUUACCUGCGUGAACGUCUCCAGAUGGACGACAACGAUCUACAGAAGUUGUGGCGCGUUUACACGCGCAUCCGCCACAAGAGUUUUCGAGCGGUGCAGGACACCAUUGAACUGCUGACCAAAGAGUUUCAUUUUCCCAUCGAGCGGCUAAGGAAGAACAGCUUCCUGCUCUAUUCGGAAGCUGAUAACGUGCGGCGCAUCCUGCGAGAGGUACCUACCAUUGACUCGCAGGACAUACGCGAAAUCGGCUUUCGCAGACCCAAGAUUUUGAUGUCCACGUGCGAUAGCUUGAAGCAAACGCUGCAGCACGUCCACGCUUUCGGCAUCAGUGAGGAUGCCGUUCUCCGCUGCCUGGAGGUGCUCACCCUUGGACCGGAUACGGUUCUGGAGCGACUAAGGGAUCUGCAGGAGAUAGAGGAGUUUCAAGUCUUGGGUACCAAUCCGCGUGUCCUAAGACUGGUGCACUACCAGAACAAGGCGCGACUGCGUCUGGAUUAUCUCAAUCAACUGCGGGUUCGGUGCGCCUCCUUGCACAUCCUUUCUUGCGGGUCCGAGGCUUUCGCUAAAUUUGCCAGAGAUGGCUCGGAUCGUACUAAAGGCCGCGAUAUAGUCGUCUACUUGGGUAAUGUUUUGGGGAAGGACGUGCAAGUGCUGCGCAAUCUUCUCUCUCGCCAUCCCAACUGGUGCCAUAUACCUUUGCUGCACGUAAAGCAGUGUCUGGAGUACUUACGCAGUAAAAAGUUUAAACUUAGUGAGAUAUUUGCGAAUAUACACUUGCUGCUUUAUCCCAUCAAACGCAUUGAAGAAAAAAUGCUUCUUUUGCAAUCACCCGAUGCGCAAGAAGAUCUGCAAUUGCCAGUGACGAAUUUCGAUUCGUUAAGCAACAACGAGAUCCUGACUCUCAUUCUCUACCUAAUCGAAUCGGAGUUCCACUUCACGGGCGACGGCAUCUGGACGGAGCAGCAUACACAUCACGUGGAGAACUUCAACAAUCUACUGCCCGACUUUCCGGAAAGUCUCAAUAAGGUCUACAAGUACGGCGUAAAGCCUGCAGAUAAAAUGAUUAUGGAGCGCUUGUAGGAGCCUCCAAAAUAAUUGUAAAUAGCUUGUUAUUAAAUUUGGAAACUAUACUGAAACCCAA
Molecule: messenger RNA, 1819 nt
Organism: Drosophila mauritiana
Lineage: Eukaryota; Metazoa; Arthropoda; Insecta; Diptera; Drosophilidae
Gene: mTerf5
Product: transcription termination factor 5, mitochondrial
Exons: 4
Coding region: 76-1758 (560 amino acids)
Biological process (GO): regulation of DNA-templated transcription; termination of mitochondrial transcription
Cellular component (GO): mitochondrial matrix
Molecular function (GO): double-stranded DNA binding
Source: RefSeq, a predicted model, not a curated record